Molecule: messenger RNA, 1932 nt
Organism: Penicillium odoratum
Lineage: Eukaryota; Fungi; Ascomycota; Eurotiomycetes; Eurotiales; Aspergillaceae
Exons: 3
Coding region: 1-1932 (643 amino acids)
Source: RefSeq, a predicted model, not a curated record
AUGGGUGCGGCAGACCGUGCCAGUUGGUUAGGGCAGAUACAGAAAUACAGGGCUAGACGCCUUGAAUUGGAUGUAGCAGAGACCGAUCUACGCCGCAGAAGACCUCAUGUGGACCUGCAAGAUGACGAUAAUCUCGAAGAAAACCGUGAGCCUCCCCCUGAGGUCAAAUCACUCAUCGACAUAUUUCCGGGUGUCUCCGCCGCCCUUCUUAUACGCGUCUUCGAGAGGAAGUUGAAGGCGACUGAACUUAUACGCUUCAAAGAGAAGUCAGUCACCGAGCUAGAUCAGGAGGAUAGAGUCUUCAAAAUGACCGAAUCGGGAGGCACAGUGGGCUUCAAGAAGGCAGCAGCGUCGCUUAAGGACUGGGGCCCUAACUCUCGGAUAUGGACGACUUGCUUUCUUGCCUAUCUGGCCGUUGUAGGGUACCUCUUCGGCGAGAAACAUCCUAAGGCAAUUCCCAACCUCCUCAUGUUUAUGAGGCAGAUCCUGGACUUCGCUCAGACUUAUCGGUGGUCGGAAGCAGUUCUCCCACUUGCCCUUAAUUUCCACCAAUACAUACUGGAUAAAGGAGAGCUAUCGACGGACAACUACCUGGUCACGGGCCCAUUUCGCGAGAAAUACCUCCGCCACAAUCUCACCCUACCUGCGAAGUCACCAACAAAUCCUCCAGCCCGGCCUCGUCAAGCCAGGAAUACCAGGUCUUCGAAUAAUGAGACAGAGGUUUGCGAUAAGUUCAAUACGAUAGGUGACACCGGCAACGUUGUUCUUAACCCCUUGUCCCUAAGCCUCACACCGCAGGGGCAACCACCUAGACCAAACACUGCUAUUCAAUACCCCGUGUUCAACCCAGAGCUCCCAAGAUUACAAUCCUCUCCGUCACCACUCAAUGCGAAAGGCUGGAGCAAUCUUCUGCGCUACUAUCCAGGCGAUCUGGGCUCCACUAUCGCUGGGAUUCUGACCUACGGUGCCCAGGUUGGCUAUAGGGGCAAGAAGCAGUUUCGCUAUUCCUCUAACCAUCACAUACACGAACCCGGCAUAAUCACGGCCCAACUAGCAGAAGACCUCAACCUCGGCCGUGUUAGACUAGCCUCUAGGCCCUCCUUUGUUUCACCGCUUGGGUUGGUUCCUAAGCACGAUGGGGGAUGGCGCCGCAUCCAUGACCUAUCUUGGCCGCCUGGACAGGGCCUUAACCAGGGCAUACCGGACUCCUGGUCAGCGAUCGAAUACAUGACAAUCGAUCAUAUCCACGAGCAGGUCAUACAAGCUGGCCGAGGUUGCACAAUCAUCAAGAGGGAUAUCAAGGACGCCUUCCGAAUAGUCCCCGUUGCCGAGGAUAACCAACAUCUCCUUGCCUUCCAGUGGAAUGACUCGACUUACGUCGAAUGCUGUCUCCCCUUUGGCCUCGCAACGGCCCCAUUUCUGUUCAAUCUCUUCGCCGAGGCAUUCCAUUGGAUACUCCAAUGCCACCUACCUGCAUUCCAUAUCAAUCAUUACCUAGACGACUUCAUCGUCAUUGCCCGGUCUCCCUCGGUGUCCGAGCCCACGGGUCCCUUCGACGAGGUUUACAACAGGGUCACCGACUACCUACGUAUCCCCCGCAAUACCAAAAAGGACCAGCAAGGGACCUGCGUUACAGUCCUAGGUAUCCAGAUCGACUCUAUUGCAAUGGAAGCUCGUCUGCCACCAGAAAAGUUGUGCCGCGCCACAUUGGACGCCGCAGCUUGUCUGACGGCAGGAGAACAAGGCUACAGUCUCUAUACUCCUUCCAAGCCGUUUUCCCACAUGGGAGUAGCGCGCGCCGCCGUAUCCCCUACGAGGUACGUGACGAUUUGGAAUGGUGGAGGGACUCCUUGUCUCUCUUCAACGGCGUACUCCUCAUUGACCCUUGCCGCCGCACUAUCACGCAUCUCUACACAGAUGCUUCUAGUAUAG